AUGAUGGAGUACGCGCAAUACCAGCAUAAUCCGCAGAACUCGCAACCACACAUUUCGACAGCUUAUCCCAGCUCCACGGGUGCUAAUAGCAUCACGUCGCCGCAGGCACAGCACAUCCAGCAGUCGCCUGUCCUUCCAUCCCAGCAACAGACGACGCCCACUCAGAGUCACGCCAUGUAUCAGCCACAGUAUGGCAUGCCCCAACAUGCGGGCAUGCAAUAUGGUGUUCCCGGCAUCCAGGCCGCCGCCAUGGCCGCAACGGCCGCUGCGUCUGGAUCAGCCUAUCCUUACCCCAUGUCAUCCGACGCAAACCUGCAGACAUCACCUAGGAUGGGCAGCAUGAAGACCAAGACCGAACCAGGCCGCGACCCGCGUUCGCCCCAGCAGAUGAACAGUAUGCCCCAGAGGAGAAUGAGCCAAGUCACGAGUCCUGGCGUGCCUAACCCGCAGGCCAUCAUGAAUCAUGCCGCAGGCCGCCCCUCUGUCGCCCCUCCGAUGCCACCUGGCCAGGCAAUGCAACACCCUCAGUCGCCUGAGAUGCCGCAAGGGCAAGAGGAAUCUCCCUUAUAUGUGAACGCGAAGCAGUUCCAUAGGAUUCUGAAGCGCAGGGUAGCAAGACAAAGGUUGGAGGAGGCGCUGCGGCUGACCAGCAAAGGGCGUAAGCCGUACUUGCACGAAUCUCGACACAAUCAUGCCAUGCGCCGGCCGCGAGGCCCAGGUGGACGUUUCCUGACGGCAGAUGAGGUCGCGGAAAUUGAGAGGAAGAAGGGCGAUGUUGGGGGCGAAAACAACGAAAAUGACGAGGACGCCGCAUCGAGAUUGGGGUCAAAGAGAAAAUCUGUGGGCGGUGGGGAUACUCCCAACAAGAGGAGCAAGACGGAUACGGAGAGUCCCGAUGAGAACGAUGAGGAGGAUGAUGAGGAGUGA
Diaporthe amygdali is the source of this 927-nucleotide messenger RNA. RefSeq lists its product as uncharacterized. Gene Ontology annotation, molecular function: DNA-binding transcription factor activity, RNA polymerase II-specific; RNA polymerase II cis-regulatory region sequence-specific DNA binding. Gene Ontology annotation, cellular component: CCAAT-binding factor complex. NCBI's taxonomy places the organism in Eukaryota, Fungi, Ascomycota, Sordariomycetes, Diaporthales, Diaporthaceae. The transcript has a single exon. The coding region runs from base 1 to 927 and encodes 308 amino acids. The record is from RefSeq and is a predicted model, not a curated record. Gene Ontology annotation, biological process: regulation of transcription by RNA polymerase II.